Dovyalis caffra is the source of this 561-nucleotide messenger RNA. The record is from the annotation of a GenBank genome assembly. NCBI's taxonomy places the organism in Eukaryota, Viridiplantae, Streptophyta, Magnoliopsida, Malpighiales, Salicaceae.
AUGGGAUUUGGAGCUUUAAGAAAUGCAAUUCGACCCUUAUCGAAGACCCUUAUAACCCACACCAGAACUUCUUCAGCGACUCCGUUUUUGGCCUCAAAACCAGACUUCAGCCUCUCUAUCAGUGGUGGACUCCAGUGUCCAUGGACUCAAAUGAUCAGGCAUUUCAGCUUCUUAUCUGAAUCAAAGCCUUUUGAUAGAUUAACCGAAACUCGGUUUCCAAAGCGACGACCAGUCGAUAAGCCUCGGAGAAAAAGAGCCAGCUUGAAACCUCCAGGUCCAUAUGCCUGGGUUCAGUAUGUACCAGGAGAACCCAUUAAACCCAGUAAUCCCAAUGAAGGGAGUGUUAAGAGAAGGAAUGAGAAGAAGCGCAUUAGGCAGCGCAGGGCAUUUAUAGUGGCAGAGGCAAAGAAACGUAAAGCUCAGUUGCAGGAGGCUAAUAGGAAGAAAAGAAUUGCAAGGGUAGAGCGUAAGAUGGCUGCAGUCGCUAGGGAUAGAGCAUGGGCUCAAAAACUGGCAGAGCUGCAACAACUUGAGGAAGAGAAGAAAAAAUCUAUGGCUUAA